Molecule: messenger RNA, 1871 nt
Organism: Cebus imitator (Panamanian white-faced capuchin)
Lineage: Eukaryota; Metazoa; Chordata; Mammalia; Primates; Cebidae
Gene: GSDMC
Product: gasdermin C
Exons: 12
Coding region: 56-1600 (514 amino acids)
Biological process (GO): pyroptotic inflammatory response; defense response to bacterium
Molecular function (GO): phosphatidylinositol-4,5-bisphosphate binding; phosphatidylinositol-4-phosphate binding; phosphatidylserine binding
Source: RefSeq, a predicted model, not a curated record
AGGAUACUGCAUUGGAAACUGAGUCAGGAACCCAUUGGUGCGAAGAAAACACAACAUGUCCUCUAUGUUCCAACGCAUUAGCAAAAGUUUGGUCAAAGAGGUUGGAAGAGAUGACCUGACGCCUGUCAAAUGCCUAGCCCGUGCCAUCAAAUUACGUCAGUUUGCCUUAUUACAAAAGAUGAAUACUUCUCGUUCAGUUUUUUGGGAACAGUGUGACUAUGUUCCACUUCAGUUCUCCCUCAGUGACAUCCUGGAGUCAAGUUCUUCAGUCCCAGAUAAUGAUGUGAAUGGACCAUUAUAUUUCUAUGACACUAUGAUCCAAAAGUAUGAGGCUGGCAUAGGUGUGAAUGUUGGUGGAGAAUUGAGUGUGUCAGGGGAGGCCUCUGCAGACCAGGGAGGCUCCCUUGGGUAUCAGAUUGUGACCAUCUCAGCUCCAAACCUGGAAGUCUUCCAAAAAAGGAAAUUGUUGCAUCCAGAGCCAGAAUAUCUGAAGGGGUGUCGGAGGAGAGGGGGCAACCUGUACGUGGUGACAGACGCUGUUGAACUGAUCAGUGAUACUGUGCUGUGCGGCAACAGUAGUAUGAAUCUUUUUGGGAAGGCUUCUCUUUGGAUUACUUGUGGCAAGGGUCAAGGUCAAGGAAAGAUUUUCAGAAAGAAGGAGAAGGGACUGACUCUGAAGAAGGGCAUGGUGGUGGCAUAUAAGACAAAGAAGCUGAUUUUUGAGGAAAAAGACAGGACCAUUCUCAUCACAGAUGAUGAUGAACGGAGCACCUUUCAAGAUGUGUACAGAAUUUCCGAGAGGCUAGGCUACAGUGUGGCGAUGAAUGAGGAGUGGCUACGGUCGUUCACUACCAUCUCUCCAACCCUCUUGAAAGCCUCAUCCAAUGAUAUAAAGUUAAAACUGGGUACUGUGAUUGCUCACCUGAUUUUUGGUUCUGUGAUGGUGCUUUUCUUUGUGGUGAGUGUGAAUUUGCUGGAGGUGAGGGCAGGGAUCCCAUCCUGCACACAGGGAACAGAUUUCAAGCAUCUACAAGAGGAGGUUUCCCAGAAUAUAGAGGCACUGGCCCAGCUCUCAAAGGAUGUUCAGGGUGUCGUGUUCUAUAGUAUCCUGGCCAUGCUCAGAGAUGGAGAGGAUCUGCAGGACCUGAUGUACAUGCUGAAAUUGGACAGCUCAGGUCAUUUGGCUGGCCCUGGUAGUUCCAUCCUAAAGAUACUUCAACGGGAUUCAGAGCAUGCAUUGUCUAAAUCAAAGGAAGCCAUUCUUUAUCUCUUUGAAGCCAUAAUGGUGCUGACUGUCAUCCAACACGAUUUGCUGGCCUAUUCCAUGGAGAAGAGGAUCCUGCUUCAGCAACAGGAGCUGGUAAGGAGCAUCCUGGAGCCGAACUUCAGAUACCCCUGGAACAUUCCCUUCACCCUCAAGCCUGAGCUCCUUGCCCCACUCCAGAGUGAGGAUUUGGCCAUCACCUAUGGCCUGCUGGAGGAGUGUGGCCUGAGGAUGGAGCUGGAUAGCCCCAGGUCAACCUGGGAUCUAACCAUGAAGAUGCCCCUGUCUGCCCUCUAUGGUACUCUGUCAUUGCUGCAGCAGCUGGCUGAGGCCUAAGCCCUCCCUGAUGGGCAGUCAGUCCAGAGAUGCUGGCCCCCGCCCAGUCUAUGCUGUGAGUAUCUUUAGGGGUGCAAACUCUGCUCUUCCAGGUGGAGUAGAGACGGCCAUGGGUAGAGACUUUAGGAAAUGUUUUGGGGGUGGUGGAAUACUCUAUAUAUUGACAAGGGUUUAUAUAUUUAUCAAAACUCCUCAACAGUAUGUUAAAGAUGUAAACAUUUCACUAUGUUUAAAUUUUACUUCAAAAUAAUAAAAACAAAUACUGACUCUA